GAUGGCGGCGCCCGCAGCUGCUCCGGAGCCGCAAGCUUCUGGGGGUCCCCGGCCCCCAGUGUGUCUGUUGGUGUUGGGAAUGGCGGGAUCUGGGAAAACUACUUUUGUUCAGAGGCUUACGGGACAUCUGCAUAGUCAAGGCUUUCCACCUUAUGUAAUCAACCUGGACCCAGCUGUGCAUGAAGUUCCUUUUCCUGCCAAUAUUGAUAUUCGGGACACUGUGAAGUAUAAAGAGGUCAUGAAACAAUAUGGACUUGGACCUAACGGUGGUAUAGUGACUUCACUCAAUCUCUUUGCCACCAGAUUUGAUCAGGUGAUGAAAUUUAUUGAGAAGGCCCAGAACAUGUCCAAAUAUGUCUUAAUUGACACACCUGGACAGAUUGAGGUAUUCACCUGGUCAGCUUCUGGGACAAUCAUCACUGAGGCCCUGGCAUCGUCAUUCCCAACAGUUGUGAUUUAUGUCAUGGACACAUCGAGAAGUACCAACCCAGUGACCUUCAUGUCCAAUAUGCUGUAUGCCUGCAGCAUCUUAUACAAAACCAAGCUACCUUUCAUUGUGGUCAUGAAUAAAACUGACAUCAUCGAUCACAGUUUUGCCGUGGAAUGGAUGCAGGAUUUUGAGGCUUUUCAGGAUGCUUUGAAUCAAGAGACUACGUAUGUCAGCAACCUGACUCGUUCAAUGAGUCUGGUGUUAGAUGAAUUUUACAGCUCACUCAGGGUGGUGGGUGUCUCUGCUGUUCUGGGAACUGGCCUAGAUGAACUCUUUGUGCAAGUCACCAGUGCUGCCGAAGAAUAUGAAAGGGAGUAUCGGCCUGAAUAUGAACGUCUGAAGAAGUCACUGGCCAGUGCCCAGAGCCAGCAGCAGAAGGAACAGCUAGAGCGCCUGCGCAAAGACAUGGGCUCCGUGGCCUUGGACCCGGGGGCGGCCGCAGACAGCCUUUCUCCUGUGCUGGAUCCUUCUGAUUUGAUCCUGACGCGGGGAACCUUGGAUGAGGAGGAUGAGGAAGCUGACAGUGAUACUGAUGAUAUUGACCAUCAAGUCACAGAGGAAAGUCAUGAAGAACCAGCAUUCCAGAAUUUCAUGCAAGAAUCAAUGGCACAAUACUGGAAGAGAAAUAACAAAUAGACUCUAGAAGUCUGAAGUUUUGGUAUUAACUCUGUGAAAGAACUGUUUGUUCAGCAUGGCAGUCUCUCCUGUUAGGAAAAUCUGACUGAUGAAGACCCUGGGACUAACCGGUGAAUGCGAUUCGCUUUGCCCUCACCUUGGAUUUAUGUAAAGAAGGAUAUUCUGACAGUUCUUGGAUGUGGAGAUCCUUUGAGAUCUGAAACGUCAAGUUUUAUCAUUUGAACUCAAGCACUUUUUCUACUGAUGGAUAGAACAGAGAGAAAGUACUGAACUUCAGGCCUCUAUUAGUGACUGGAUGUCCAGCCUCUGCCUCCCCAGUAUCUUGUGCCCCACACUCGGCAGCUCACCAUAGGGCGCUGGGUUCGUUGAAGGAAGUGGACAUGAAUGAAUAAGAGAAAUGAGUAAGAUAAUUCUUUCCAGGGGGACUUAGAUAAAGAGUUUUUAAUUUUAACUUUGUAAGCUUGUUUGUCAUAAAUCUAAAUAAGGAAAUUUGUAAGCGUAAAUAACUCCACAAAGAGGUUUGAUGUCACAAGUCUAAACAUGUCUUAACAGGGACGUGAUGUUUCCCAGACACACACCCCUAGUAAGGAGAUACAGAGCCAGACUCUGUUUGUAUUGUUUUUGAUGUCAAAAUUUAUAACAGAUGCUUGGUGUUAAUUUACACACAAUUCAGCUUUUGGUGUAAGGAAGUUCUUUGGCUGUAAGAAAGAACACUUUGGUUACUAGUAGGGUUAUCUUAAUGCUGGGAUGGCCUUGGGAUUUCUUUGGCUGUUGAUUCUUGCAUAGAUAUCUGUGACUGUAUGAAUGGAGAUGACUGUAGAGGUUCUCAUGUUUACUCCAAGUGAAAAUACAUAUCUGGUUACGAGAGUAAUGGGUAGAUAAUAAACUGGCAAGGUCACUGCCCAGUAUUUUUGAGCCCAAAAGCUUAAACCUAAGGAGUUUAGCCAAGAUUCAGGAAUGAAAGCCCACACAAGACAGAGAAUGAAGUCAAAUUUGGAGCUUAAGAAAAGGACAAAGCGGCAGGUUAAAGCACAGCACUAAGAAGCUAAAACCACUUCCACAUGAGUUCGAUCCCUGC
Molecule: messenger RNA, 2204 nt
Organism: Condylura cristata (star-nosed mole)
Lineage: Eukaryota; Metazoa; Chordata; Mammalia; Eulipotyphla; Talpidae
Gene: GPN1
Product: GPN-loop GTPase 1
Exons: 14
Coding region: 2-1126 (374 amino acids)
Molecular function (GO): GTPase activity; ATP hydrolysis activity
Source: RefSeq, a predicted model, not a curated record